Messenger RNA from Rhizopus microsporus ATCC 52813, 363 nucleotides. RefSeq lists its product as uncharacterized. The record is from RefSeq and is a predicted model, not a curated record. The transcript has 2 exons. Bases 144 to 326 code for a protein of 60 amino acids. NCBI's taxonomy places the organism in Eukaryota, Fungi, Mucoromycota, Mucoromycetes, Mucorales, Rhizopodaceae.
CUGCAAAGCUGUAUGUUUUAAAGAAAAUGUUCAAGUUCAUUGUCCCAAGAAGCAAAGAAGAUAGCAAAGGUAUCUUGGUAAUGAGCUACUUUAUGUGGUAGUUGAAGAAUCAGUCGACGAAUACUGCAGACAUUGUGCAACAAAUGAAGCAAGAACAUGGUGACUAUGAGAUGCAAAGAAUGAUAGAUGGCGAUUUGGAGAGAACAUCAUUAAAACCAUUAAUAGACACGGAAAUCAAGAAGUCAGACAGAGGCGCCAAAUAUGGCAUUCUUUUGCCAACUGAAAGAGACGAGGAUGAAAAGGAUGCUUGCUUUGUUAAGCCUUGAAAAUAAAAAAUAAUUUGGACAUAUUGGUUGUUUGUUU